This is a messenger RNA of Chenopodium quinoa (quinoa), 1257 nucleotides long. Its product is annotated as protein FAR1-RELATED SEQUENCE 12-like. Gene Ontology annotation, biological process: regulation of DNA-templated transcription. The record is from RefSeq and is a predicted model, not a curated record. Gene Ontology annotation, molecular function: zinc ion binding. The transcript has 2 exons. Lineage: Eukaryota; Viridiplantae; Streptophyta; Magnoliopsida; Caryophyllales; Amaranthaceae. The coding region runs from base 217 to 1170 and encodes 317 amino acids.
AUAGUUUUACUAUUUAUUUUAUAAUUCUCUUUUAUGUUUUCUUUUUCUCUUUAUGUUUUAAUAAUAUUUAGAUCAUAAUAAACAUGUCAUGUAUAUUUAUAUGUUCUAAUGUAAUUCACUCUAUGUUCUACAAUUAUCUUCUAUGUUUUAAAGUUAAUUUCUAUUUUCUAUAGGUUUGAAUGUGCAUUGGAUGCUCAAAGGCACACUCAAAAUAAAAUGGAUAAUGAUUCGAAGAAUAAGCGUCCGGAGUGUAAGACUCCAAUUCCUUUAGAGAAAGAUGCUUCUGAAUUGUUUACAACAACAAUUUUCUAUGAAUUUCAAUAUGAGCUUGAAAUUGGAUGUUUUAAUUGUGGUGUUGAGGAGAUGAAGAAGGACAAUGAGCUUUACAUUUUCAAUUUGAGGGAAGGAACUAGAAGGAGGACUUUUGAUGUUGUUUUUGAUCCAACUACCUUUGAUACCAAGUGUUUUUGUAAAAAAUUUGAACGUGAUGGUGUGCCUUGUAGGCAUAUGAUUUGGGUGUGGAAGGCAAGGAUGUUAGAAAAAAUUCCCAAGGCCUACAUUCUAAAUAGAUGGUGUACAAUGGCUUAUAAGAAGCCCAUUUUUGAUUUAGAGGGUAAUGUGUUGGAGGAAUGUAUUAAUGCAGUAGAUAAGAAAAUGUUAUUAAAUGAUUUGUGGUCUGAAAUUCAUGCUUGUGUGAGUUUAGUGCAAAACAAUGAAGAUGAUCUUAGUGAUCUUGUCAAAAAACUUCGAGCCAUGAGGGCAGAUUUGGAACAGAAGAAAACAAAUGGAAGCAACAAUCUUUCGAGCAAAGUUAAAGACAUUGAAAUGCUUAUUGGAGCUAGUCUACCUUCUAAUGUUUUAAUCAAACCUCCUAAAAUUUCGAAGAACAAAGGCACGGGGGUUCAUGUUCCAAAUCAGGUCAAUGUUCCAAAUGAUGUCCAUGUUCCAAAUCAGGUUCAUGUUCCAAAUCAGGUAAAUGUUCCAAAUGAUGUCCAUGUUCCAAAUGAUGUCCAUGUUCCAAAUGAGGUUCAUGUUCCAAAUAGUGACAAAAGAAUGAAGAGUGACAGAGAAAAGUCUAUUGAACAAAGUCAAAAGAAGAAGAGAUUAUGUAGAGCAUGUGGGGAGCUUGGUUAUCAUGAUAGUCGUAAUUGCCCUGGAAAAGUCAAGUGAUAUUGUUGGUGAAUAUACUAUUAAUCCAGUUGCAUGAGAUGUUAUAUAUUUAGAAACAAUAUCUCAUUUACUAGCACGUAAAAUAUU